This is a messenger RNA of Anoplophora glabripennis (Asian longhorned beetle), 694 nucleotides long. RefSeq names its product cytochrome c oxidase subunit 2-like. Gene Ontology annotation, molecular function: copper ion binding; cytochrome-c oxidase activity. The record is from RefSeq and is a predicted model, not a curated record. Lineage: Eukaryota; Metazoa; Arthropoda; Insecta; Coleoptera; Cerambycidae. Gene Ontology annotation, cellular component: membrane. Gene Ontology annotation, biological process: ATP synthesis coupled electron transport. The transcript has 2 exons.
AUGGAAAUUGCUACAUGAAAAACUCUUCUCCUUCAAGAUAGAGCAUCUCCAUUAAUAGAACAACUUUCUUUCUUUCAUGAUCAUACAUUAUUAAAUCUUGUAAUUAUUACUGUUUUAGUAGGACAAUUAAUAAUUACUUUAUUUUUUAAUAAAUUAACUCAUCGAUUACUUUUAGAAGGACAAUUUAUUGAAAUUGUAUGGACUAUCUUACCCACAAUUACAUUAAUUUUUAUUGCUUUACCUUCUUUACGCUUAAUUUAUAUUCUUGAUGAAGUUAAUAAUCCUUUACUAAUAAUUAAAUCAAUUGGACAUCAAUGAUAUUGAUCUUAUGAAUAUUCAGAUUUUAAAAAUAUUGAAUUUGACUCUUAUAUAAUUCCUGUUAAUUCAAUAAAAUCUUUUCAAUUUCGUCUUCUUGACGUUGAUAAUCGAACUGUUAUUCCAUUUGAAACUAAAAUUCGAUUAUUAGUAACAGCCAUAGAUGUAAUUCAUUCAUGAACAGUACCAUCUUUAGGCGUAAAAAUUGAUGCUACCCCAGGUCGUUUAAAUCAAGUUAGAUUUUCAAUUAAUCGAACUGGGUUAUUUUAUGGGCAAUGUUCAGAAAUUUGCGGAGCUAAUCAUAGAUUCAUACCAAUUGUUAUUGAAAGAAUUUCACCUAAAUAUUUUAUAAAAUGAAUUUUUAAGACUUUAGAAACUU